GUUUUUGAAAAAGGCCGUCCCGUUUCUCGAUACACUCCUCAACAGGCAGUAAGCCGAUUCUUCAUUGUGCAGUGUCGAAGUCAAUUCUUACUGCCAGGGCCCUCCUCUGCCCUUCAAUUCAGCUCUCUUCAGCAUGGCGACACUCCUUUGCAAUAGUGUCAUCAAAGCCUUCGAUCUCGACACGAGGUGGAUGUCUCGUCUCGUCUGUCCGCUCAUCGAUGUGCAUCUGCAUGUCAUGAGCAGCAGGGCGGGGUGGGCGAAUGGCACACCGUACACAUCGCCUUGGUGAUCGCUUGCGUCGGUCAUGGAUAUCUCCGUCGGGCAAGUUGUUGCUGCGCAUUCUUGGCGAAGAGCGACGGGUGAGCGCUACACUCUUACAGACAGCACGAUUACAUCGCAUGAGAGCCAAUCCAUCCAUCAAUCAUGCUCUUUGCCUUUUCUUUGGGCCUCGUGUGGGGAUGACUUGCCAACAGACGGGCGCCGCACACUCCAGGUCAUGACAACUGUCUGCUUCAGUUGUUUGCCAACGUCACGCCACUCACGGCCGAAACCUUCCGCGCCUUGUGCACAGGAGAGAGAGGAAAUGGCCAGUCGGAGAGACCACUGAAUUACCGGUAAAAGGGCAACAGGGCCAACCAAAGUUGUCUCCCAACUGACGUUUGCUUCGGUUAUAGGGGAUGCGUUUUCUGUAUUAAUGGAGACGUCUUUGCAAGUACACAACGAGGAACGGUCUGAAUGUGAAAGGAUAUCUUUGUUGUCAGGCGGCGACAUCGUCUACAAUACGAUGGCAGCCGAUAACGGCGACUCCAUCUAUGGCCAAUUCUUCCCCGACGAGAAUUUUCGUAUCCGACACGACAGGAGGUAUUUACUCUCAAUGUCGAACACAGGUAUGAAAAAGCGACAUACAAACCUCAUCGGAAGUAUGUGGCUGUGACACGCAGGGCCAAACAGGAACAACAGCCAAUUCUUCAUCACAAACAGACCAUACCCGUAUCUCGAAGACGGCACGUGCGUAGUAUUCGGCAGGGUAGAGUUUGGAUAUGCACCUGCGCAUAUCCAAACUCUACCCUGCCUCCCCCAAAGUCCAUCGCCGGAGAAACCGCACCCGUCCGCCUCUCCCUCGACCGCGGCCGAGCAGGUUCCUCCCUCCCUUCAUUCUGCUCCGAGUGGGGCGUUCGUGCACCCGCAUGGAAGCCAAGGAGGUCGGCUGCAGCGCUGUCGUCGCUUGUAUGACCUUCAUGCCUCGUCGCUUCUCCUGACGUUGCUGCUCGUCAUCGCAACGAGGGCGUCCACGCCGGGCCCGGUCAACGAGGCAGACAACACCAACGGGCGAGAAGCAUUGCAGAUUGAUCGUCUCCAUGCUCUUGCGGCAUGGCCAAGAACGGAAGUAAAGGAAAGGAGUGAGGUCGUGUGCAUCCGCAUUUGCCGCUGGUCAGACGCAAGCUGUGAGCAAGGCGCUACAGGCUGAGGCCGGGUUGAUCUCCGUGCUCAUCGAGGCCGUCAAGUAUGACUUCUUCUUCGUUGUGGACCGGAUAACAAGUAGGAAGAUCCCAGUCUUGCAGAGAUGCACAAGAUGCUUCUUGUGUUCCCUGGUCCAGUGCGCCAUUUCGAGCCGCUUCUGUACAAGCUGACGGGACCAGUCUCGAAGGUCUUGCAAGACAUCGACGAGGCCCACGGCUGCCUGUCGCCGCGAAAGACCCUACUCCGUCCCGUAUUCAGGAAACGACCGCCCUUACCCGAGAGCAGCAGGUACGGAACACAUCAGACAAGAAUCCAUCCACAGAUUAUCUCUAUGUCUGUCGGUGUCUCUGUUUGUCUGUCCUUGUGUCUGUCCUUCAGCAAGAAACCCGGGAUCAGCGGCAUGAAGUAUGAUCGCUCGAUGGAAGAUGGGCAUUGGGCAUUGCUGCCUCCAUUUUAAAUUUGCCGGCGCUUGUCGUCCAUCACUCG
This is a messenger RNA of Vitrella brassicaformis, 1947 nucleotides long. The record is from the annotation of a GenBank genome assembly. Lineage: Eukaryota; Vitrellaceae.